CCGGCCACAUGCGGGAAUUGCCAGGUGCUGCAGGCUGACCUCCUGCAGCUGCAGAAGAAAUUGAGGGUCCAGGCAAAGACGCUACAAAAAAAAUGCAACCGGGUCAAGUACCUGGAGCAGCAGCUGCAGCAGCAUCAGGCUGCGGGACUGCCUGGCCACCCGCCACCCACCCGGAGACCUCUUCGGAGGAGCAGGAGGACGACGAGGACCAGGAGGACCUCCCACCCAACCAGGAGGCCAGGAGCAGCAGAGCUGGUGGAGUCCUGGCUCCAUUUCGCUCCCUCCCGUCGGCAGUCGGUGAGUCACGUCCGUCUGUGCUUGCCAAAAUCUUACCUUACCUUCUCAAAUGUCUUUUAUGCAGUCCAGUACAUGGAGUUGUACUGGGACCACUUGAAGGGCUCCAGCCACAGGAGGAAGCAGCAGGAGAACCAGCGCGCUCCAAGCUGGCCAGGAUCCACCACUUCCUCAGUUUCCUGGCCAAUGGCGGGAGGUGGUCCUCGACGUGGACGGCACUGGAAAAUGUGCGCAGGAUCUACGAAUGGCCGGAACACCUGCUGAGGGGCGGCAAGGCGGUCACCACUAUCAAACUCUACUUUGUCAACAUCAUGGAGUUUAUGGGGUAUUUUAAGGAGACCCCCCCGCCCACCUUCCGGGUUUCCAAGCGCACCCUGGUCGCCGUUCACAGGGUCCUCUCCUCAACCGUCUCCAGCCUGGGUCGACGGGUGGCGAUCCACCAAAUCCAGGUCAAGAGCGCAAAGCUAAGGCACCUGGUCCCGAAGCGUCACCUCCGCGCUUGCCGGGCCAGGUGCAGGGAGGAGAUCCUAUGCGUCCUCGACAACCUGGAGAAGGACUCCACCUGGGAACAUAUGAGGAAGUUCUACCCGCUCCUCUCCCUCUACAUCUCCUGUGUCUACGGACACAGGACCGGCGUCCUCCAGAAUGACCGUUCAGGAGGUCAGGCCAGGAGUUCGAGGGAUAAGGAGUAAGACGAGGGCUUCCUCAUCAAUGUGAAGGAACACAAGACCAACCGAGCCUUCGGCUCAGCAAAGGUCUACCUCACCCCGGAGGAGUUCAGGUGGCUCGAGCGGUGGCUCACCGUCCGCGCCGGGCUUAAGCCCUCGACGGACCUAGUCAUAUUUACAGAGGGCAACAGGAGGUUGAAGCAUCUCCUGUUGCCCAUCCAGAAGGCGUGGUCCAACUUGGGCUUGCCCACUGACUGUCACUGACAUCCGCAGCUCCAUCGCCACCUACGCGAGGAAUCACCUCCCUCCCGAACAGCGCAUGGUAAUAAGUGGCAUCAUGUGUCAUGAUGUCUCGACCGCCGAAAAAUAUUAUGCGGUGGACCGGUCCUGCAGCCAGCUCGCCGCCAUUCGCAAGACAUUUGACAGCCUGACAGACCCCGGGAAAAGGUGGGGGAAAUCCUCCUCACACCAAAAGGUGGGUUUUCAUGUGUCCUCGACUUACCUGCCUCACUUACCUGCCUCUUCGAAGCCAUUUGGCAGCAGCUGAGAAAGCUCCCAGAUGGCAGGCCUCAGCGGCCUCCCCUCCAGCAGGAGCCAUCCGGCUCAUUAGUGUUAUUUUUUACAUCAUUUAAAUUCUUAAAGAUGUUUUGGUGUAGUUUCUUGUAUUGGUUGAAGUUUUGAUUUCACCAAAAUGUCCUUAAAAUUUUUAUUCCUUCUGUAAGCUGAUAUGACAUUCACAUCUUUUAAUAGUUCAUGUUUUUCAAUAAGUUCUUUGUAGUUGUUUUUUAGGAAGAAGUUCAUUUUUUUAUGAUUUGUUGAAUAAUCUGUUAUUAUAGGAAUGAUUCUUUCCUCUCCUUUUUCCUUCUUCCUUAAAUGUUUUUAAAUAUUUUCUUAAAAACAUUCUCGAGUAACCCUAUAAAGUGUUUUAACCGCAUUCAUGAAAUCCUCUUUUUUUGUACAUAUUCUAUCAAAUCUUAUUAAUUGUGAUUUUAUUAAGCCUCUGAAAGUAUGUUUAGGAUGGAAACUCGUUUUAUACAGCAGUGCAUGGGUAUCYGUUGAUUUAAAAUAUACUUUCACAUCCAGUUUAUGAGAUGUCAUGAAGUUUUUUCCUUUGUAUAUUGUUGUAUCUAAAAAAUCAAUUGAUUGGUCAUUAAUAACAUAUUUUAAUUUAAUUGAGGGGUCAUGUUUAUUUAAAAUAUCUGCAAAUUUAUCAA
This is a messenger RNA of Poecilia reticulata (guppy), 2176 nucleotides long. RefSeq lists its product as uncharacterized. Lineage: Eukaryota; Metazoa; Chordata; Actinopteri; Cyprinodontiformes; Poeciliidae. The record is from RefSeq and is a predicted model, not a curated record.